AUGGCUAAAAAGACCAAUACGGGAUUGCCAAGCAUGACUGUGACCAAUAUCCUGAAUCGCCUGCAUACAGGGUUGGGUCUGCCGCUUUCAAUGCACCCUAUUACCUGUUUUGUCCCACGCCUGUCGUUACGAACUUUUGCAAAAGUGAGUGUAUCUUUCCAGUCCGUGCGGAAGAUUUUCUUAAGGGUUAAACAAGCUCUAUCUCCUCGGUUUUGGGAUCAGAGUAGUCCUUCUCCUAAGACGGUCACCGGAGGGCUAGUGAGCCCAUCUUUCCUAUGGACACUUUGUCUAAACCUUCAGUUCAAACCUAUCUGGGAUGGGAGAUCCUAUCGGAGGAGGCAUAUUGACUGUCAGCAUAGCUUGAAAUCUUGUUAG
This is a messenger RNA of Loa loa (African eye worm), 375 nucleotides long. RefSeq lists its product as hypothetical. The record is from RefSeq and is a predicted model, not a curated record. The transcript is spliced from 2 exons. The coding region runs from base 1 to 375 and encodes 124 amino acids. NCBI's taxonomy places the organism in Eukaryota, Metazoa, Nematoda, Chromadorea, Rhabditida, Onchocercidae.